AUGGAACUGUAUGCAGUUUGGCUGACGAUAAGAAGACAGCGAACUCCAGUGCUAUCCAGUCAUAUUUAUGCUCCGCAGAUGGAUGCUUCACUAGGGAAUAUGCAUCGACAUCGCGAAGAUCAUAAAUGUUUAUGCAGUGAAAAUAAUAAAAUAUUGUCUGAACUUGAUACUACGAAAAAUCCUGGAAAGUUAUUGGUCUCAUCCAGUGAUAGCCAAACGAAUAGUUCAGAGCAUAAAACAAAUGAUGUAAAAAAAAAUCUUGGUGAAAUUCAUAAUAAAAGAGCCGAUAUGAUUGCAAUUAUGCGAUUAAAAUCAAAGUUGAAAUCAGAGGUUCCAAAUUCAGAUCGAAUAUUUCUUUUCCUUAUACAGGACUCAAGACGAGAACCUGUAAUGGUUUCUAAGAAAUGGUCGAUCGGUCGAUGUGUUUAUGAAAUCGCUAAAUAUUUUGGUAUACAAAAUAAUAAUGGAAAAUUCGAUGCUAAAAUACUUCGAAUGUAUUCGGCGUCAGAUCGACAAGUACCUCUUCCGAUGACGGAUGAAGCGCAGAAACAUUUAAAUUGCUCUGAAGAUAUUAUUCUUCGAAGAGAUGAUUAA
Molecule: messenger RNA, 594 nt
Organism: Dracunculus medinensis (Guinea worm)
Lineage: Eukaryota; Metazoa; Nematoda; Chromadorea; Rhabditida; Dracunculidae
Source: the annotation of a GenBank genome assembly